AUGGGCGUCACCCAACACCUACCCAACUCCACAGGCCCGGUUCCAGUCCCCGUGACUAUCGUCUCGCCAACCAACUCAGCGUACGCGACGGACCAGUUUCAGGACCAUCAUAUUUGCUACGAUCCAGCCUACGUCGCCGCCAUCAUCGAAAUCUGGCGCGCCGAGACUGCUGCUAGCGAGGAGCGCCGGGAGCAGCGCAAAGCGGAACGCAAGGCAGCUAAGCGAGAGCAGCGGGCCCGGUGGGACGAGAGCGAGGAGAGGAAGCGGCUGGUGCGGGAGUCAGCAGAGCGGAAGAAAGUAAGGGCGGAGAGGAAAGAGCGGAGGAGGGAGAGACAAGGUGCAAGGAAGGAGGGGAGGUGGAAUGUGCCGGGGGAGCCGGAAGGGGAUGAAAUGUCGGGACAGAUAUUAGAUCUUCUCGUGGGGCUCGACGUAACGUACUGA
Lasiodiplodia theobromae is the source of this 441-nucleotide messenger RNA. RefSeq lists its product as uncharacterized. The transcript is spliced from 2 exons. The coding region runs from base 1 to 441 and encodes 146 amino acids. The record is from RefSeq and is a predicted model, not a curated record. Lineage: Eukaryota; Fungi; Ascomycota; Dothideomycetes; Botryosphaeriales; Botryosphaeriaceae.